Molecule: messenger RNA, 2474 nt
Organism: Cloeon dipterum
Lineage: Eukaryota; Metazoa; Arthropoda; Insecta; Ephemeroptera; Baetidae
Product: mucolipin-3-like
Exons: 13
Coding region: 101-1984 (627 amino acids)
Cellular component (GO): lysosomal membrane; plasma membrane
Molecular function (GO): NAADP-sensitive calcium-release channel activity
Source: RefSeq, a predicted model, not a curated record
AUAUACGAGACAUGGAUCAGCUGCACAAGUUGCAAUAUUUAGCUGAUCUAUUUUGAUCAAAUUAUAGGUAUAGAAAUUGGAGCUAGCGUCGUCGAAUAGAAUGAACGUCGCAAGAACAAGCGCACUAAUGCACAACAGCACAGAAGAACCCAAUCGGCCCUUCAGCCUUCGGGAAGGAGGCCAGCCCGAGAUGCGGCGCAGGUCUGGAUCUUGGUCUGGUGCCAACGAGAGCGAGGAGGAACUAGAGGCAAUGAACUUAGCGAGAAACAACCGCCUGUUAAUCAACGACAGCACUGUCACCGAACACGGCAGCUCAGUUUCUCAGGCUGAGGAGAAAAUGCGGAGAAAGCUGCGUUUCUUCUUCAUGAAUCCGAUUGAAAAGUGGCAAGCCAAGAGAAGAUUCCCUUUUAAGUUCAUAGUUCAGCUUAUUAAGAUUGUCCUUGUCACAGCCCAAUUAUGGUGGUUUGCCAAAGGUCGAUACGGCCACAUCAACUACACUUGGGACAAUCGAAUUUCCUUUUCUCACCUUUUCCUUCGGGACUGGGACCCAAUGAGGGAGGUGGACACCUAUCCUCCUGCCACAGGUCCAAUGGCUCUCUACAAAAUUGACGAGUUUUUCGACACAAUCGAUUUCGCCGCUCUUGGAUAUGCAAACUUGACGAAUUCAAUCGGGCCUUACUUUUAUCCUACAAUAGACAACACUAUCACUCCUAUGGAGUUUUGCAUGAGGAACUACAAAGAAGGCAUCAUUUUUGGUUUCAACGAAAGCUAUGUUUUCAACAGUGAAAUUGUUGAGAGCUGUGUCAACUUGACUUUUCCUGUGAACGCAACUGAGUUUUCAAGUGCCGAAUACUUGAGCAAAAAGAAUGUCAGCAUCAAUUUUUCUGCGCUUGUCUCUGCCAGCUUGAACUUUGCGAUCAAGACAGUGAAUUUCAGAUCAGCUGGACCUAUUUCCCCGCCUGACUGCUACAGAUUUGAUAUAGAGAUUGAUUUUGACAAUUCAGAUCAUGAUGGCCAAAUGAUGCUCUCAUUGGACGCACAAGCAACUCGCCUCUAUUGCAAUGGAGUCGCCAAAUAUAAUUCUGACAAUAUGGUCGGGUCAGUUCUUCGCACCUUGAUGAACGUGACAGUCAUUGUAAUUUGCAGCAUUUCACUAAUCCUGUGCAGCAGAGCUUUGAUCAGAGCACAGCAACUGAAAUGGGAAACAGUGAGAUUCUUCAAAACCACUUACGGAAAAGAGCUUAGCUCCAAGGGCAAGAUGGAAUUCAUCAACUUCUGGUACAUCAUGAUCAUUGCGAAUGACCUUCUUAUCAUUUCUGGUUCUGCGAUCAAAGAAGAAAUCGAGAGAAAAGUACGGCAAUUUGGCGGCGAUCAGUGGAAUAUCUGCAGCCUUCUUCUUGGAACAGGAAACCUUCUGGUUUGGUUUGGCGUGCUCCGCUAUCUGGGAUUUUUCAAGACUUAUAAUGUAUUGAUCUUGACCCUCCAGAGAGCAGCACCGCGAGUGGCCAGGUUUUCCUUGUGCGCUCUUAUAAUUUACGCUGGAUUCACUUUUUGUGGGUGGCUCAUCUUAGGACCGUAUCACAUGAAGUUCCGCUCAUUGUCUACGACCUCUGAAUGCCUCUUCUCACUGAUUAACGGUGAUGACAUGUUCGCCACCUUCUCCAUUAUGUCUGAAAAAUCAAUGAUGCUUUGGUGGUUCAGUCGAAUCUACCUCUACCUAUUCAUCGCGCUCUUCAUUUACGUAGUGCUGAGCUUGUUCAUCUCGCUGAUUAUGGACGCUUAUGAGACAAUUAAGUGUUAUUACCAGGAAGGUUUCCCAAAGAGUGAUUUGAUGGAGUUUGUAUCGCAGUGCACGGAGCCACCCUCCAGUAACAGAUUCCGAACUGAUUCCUUCACCAAUGAUCUCACUGACCUGCUCAAAUGGCUCUGGUGCUGCCGAAGGAAUCCUGUGAUUGACGGUGAUGACGAGCCAAUCUUGCAGUAAAGAGGUACUAUUGUGGAACUUGCCAUUCCCAACUUGAUCUCUUCGUGCUACAGAAUCAAAAGUCAGAUCGCAGCUUUGAUGCUGAGAAAUCAGUCUUCAUGUGUCAUCAUACUUUUUAGACAAGAUAUAAUGAGACUGCAUCCUCAAUCCAUGUUGUGUACAAAAGUUAUGCUAGACUCCAUUUGCUGGUCAUGUUUUAUUUUCCUAAUUUUUAUCCUGUUAUAUUAAAUCGUUUUUAAAUUUGUUACAUAUGACGCAAGUAAGCAGAAUAUUAGUCUCCAUUAAAUAGUCCUAUGUUUUAAAUCUUAUCAGGUUGUGCAAUCAUUAAAAAGAUACAACGAUAUCAUUUCAUUGCGCCUAAUGUUAAACAUAAUUAACCACUCACAUUCCUCAUGUUAUUCAAUUAAAAAUAUUGUGCUGCUGAUUUGCUAUUUUUAUUACUUGUUUGCCAAAUGAUACAUAUUAAUAAUAAACAAACCUACAUCCUGAA